Molecule: messenger RNA, 1104 nt
Organism: Beta vulgaris subsp. vulgaris (sugar beet)
Lineage: Eukaryota; Viridiplantae; Streptophyta; Magnoliopsida; Caryophyllales; Amaranthaceae
Product: tetraspanin-19
Exons: 5
Coding region: 100-903 (267 amino acids)
Cellular component (GO): membrane
Source: RefSeq, a predicted model, not a curated record
AACAAUACUUGGCCAAACUUUUCAUACUCAAAUAAUCAUAUAUAACAUAAAUCCAAUGAUCUUGCAUUAUAUCUCAUUGCACAUACAUAUGAGAUAAUAAUGGCUUCAUUACAACAUCCUAGGAUCAUUAGCAUGGAUAGAUCAGCCAAGAAAUGUAUCAAAGCAUCACUUAAACUCACAAAUUCAGUCAUGGCCUUCACCGGUAUCGCGAUUCUUAUGUAUUCUGUAUGGAUGAUGGCUGUUUGCCUACGAGAUUAUCAAAUGUAUUCUCUUCCAUGGUUUUUAUGGGCUUGUAUUGGUACUGGAAUCAUAUUUAGUUUCAUAGCAUGCACGGGCCAUGCAGGAGCUAAUACAAGGAGCAACUUCUUACUUUCUUUGUAUAUACUGUUUAUGUUCUUACUUAUUCUGGUGGAAAGUUUAAUCACAGCAGAUAUAUUUCUAAAUGACGAUUGGGAUAAGGACUUCCCUAAGGAUCAUACAAAGAGAUUUGAUGAUUUUGUGGAUUAUGUGGAUUCCAACUCAGACAACUUCAGAUGUUUAGCCUUGUUGAUCGCAUUCUCCCAGGGACUCUCAUUCUUGCUAGCCAUGAUAUUGAGAGCAAUGGCCUAUUCACACCGGAAUAACGAAGAUGAGGAAGCCCGACUUCCUUUCUUAAAUCAUCAAAUUCAUCACCCUGGACCUUAUGCUGUUGGUCACCCUGAUCCUAGCUAUUAUCCAGCUGCACCCUACGCGCACACGCAUGGUUACGCUGUCGACGUCGCAAGGAAUGAGAAGGCCGGCGAAUAUGUAGCUGCACCCUAUGGACAUACGCAUGGAUACGCUGCAGAUAUGACAGUGAAUGAGAAGUUAGAAUAUAUAGCUCCUAGUGCUGUACAAACUAACCCCAAGGGACAUUUCAUGUAAUGCUGAUGAGGUGGUUUAUAUCUCAAAGAGGACUUAGAUAAACCAAACAACUUAUGUAUAUAUAUAUAGUAGUAAAUUGGUUCUGUUUUUAGUAGUACAAGUCCAACUAUUUUUGAACAAUGUUGUGAAGGUUUUGUGGGAUGAUAUGAUUCCUUAAUCCUCCUUAUAUUUAAUGAAGUUUCACGAAUGGUUUAGCUUUUA